Molecule: messenger RNA, 1605 nt
Organism: Fusarium vanettenii 77-13-4
Lineage: Eukaryota; Fungi; Ascomycota; Sordariomycetes; Hypocreales; Nectriaceae
Exons: 6
Coding region: 1-1605 (534 amino acids)
Biological process (GO): transmembrane transport
Molecular function (GO): transmembrane transporter activity
Source: RefSeq, a predicted model, not a curated record
AUGCCUGCGUCUCAGAGUUUCACCGACAAAUUAUUUAAAGGUGAUAAAACACCAACAUGGUCUCAUGCACUGGCACGCUGCCCUCACCUUUCCCUCGCACCAGACGAACCGAAGCCGGGAACCGUCGUGGGCCUUCGUUGGUUCCUAAUCUGCGUUGCCAUCUUCUCAGCCAACCUGCUGUACGGCCUCGACACCACCAUAGGAGCUGAUAUCCAGGGCGCCGUGUCUGACACGUUUGACAAUGUGAUGCAACUUGACUGGCUUGGUGUGGGGUUUAAUCUUGGCUCUACUGUUGCUAUUUUGCCUCUUGGCAAAGCUUAUGGCAUAUUUGAUACCAAGUGGCUUUAUAUUGCCUGCUUGACCAUGUCCUCAGCCGGAAGUGCGCUCUGUGGAGCCGCACCCACCAUGAAUGCCAUAUCGUGGGACGAGUGUGGGCUGGCGUUGGCGGCGCGGGCAUGUAUCUUGGAAUACAGAACGCUGAACCUCGUCUCAUCGACCCUUAAUCCGCGACAAGCUUCGUUUUACAUGGGCUUCAUCGGCUUCGUCUACGGAGGCGGCUGUAUCCUGGGUCCAAUUGUCGGCGGCUUGCUGGCUGAUAGUGCAGCGACCUGGAGAUGGGCAUUCUACCUCAAUCUUGUCAUCUUCGGGGCCAUGUCCCCGAUAUAUCUCCUAGUACUACCCUCGUUCCCGCGCCAGGUGGGCCGCACAUUCACCCAGAAGAUGUCCUCCCUCGAUUGGCUCGGCAUCGUGUUGAGCGCAGCAAUGUAUGUCUGCUUUAUCCUGGCCUUUGCCUUUGGCGGCGUCCCAUGGGAAUGGUCGGAUGCCCGCACAAUCGCCCUGAUCGUCCUCUCUGACGUUUUUCUCGUUGCCUUCGCUGUCAGUCAACACUACGCCUUGUUCACCACACAACUUAACCGCCUAUUUCCUUGCGAUCUCCUACGAGAUGUCCGUCUUGUGUUGCUGUACAUCUGCAUGGCAUGCGGCGGCGCGGCUCUCUUUGUUUCUGUCUACUAUAUCCCACUGUACUACCUCUUUGUCCACGGCGACACGGGUGUUGAGGCUGCGACACGCUUGCUACCCUUCAUAUGCGUCUACGUCGCGGCUAUCCUGAUGGCUGGCUACGCAAUGCCACCGGGAUUCCUCAUUGCGGGCGGCGCAGCUAUGCUCACUGUCGACGUUACGACCUCUUCCGCGCGCGUGUAUGGAUUCUCCGUGUUGAUUGCGGUCGGUUUGACUGUCUGCCAAGCGGGCUACGCCAUCGCGACCCGGCUGGCCAAACCAGGGCGGGAGCCUAAGGCGAUCCAGUUCCUGAACAUCAGCCAGGGGCAAAGCCAGCUGCUGGGGCUAGCGAUUGCAAAUUCCAUCUUCCAGAGCACGGCAUUCAGCGGUAUCAAGUCUAUACUGGAUGAGAUAGGAUUCACGGAUGCCGAGAUACAGACAGCCAUCGCAGGAGCCAAGAGCGCCGUGUUGCAGCAGGUAGGUCCUGAGCUGAGGCAGGAGUGCAUUGAGGUGAUUGUUCGGGCGGUGAGGUAUGAGUGGGUGUUGGUUGUCGUGGCGGGCGUGUUGCAGACGACAUGCUCCUGUUUCCUGCCACGGAAGUUCUAG